Messenger RNA from Condylostylus longicornis, 2758 nucleotides. It is a transcript of the gene grsm, whose product is annotated as probable aminopeptidase NPEPL1. Gene Ontology annotation, molecular function: metalloaminopeptidase activity; manganese ion binding. The coding region runs from base 465 to 2207 and encodes 580 amino acids. The transcript has 7 exons. NCBI's taxonomy places the organism in Eukaryota, Metazoa, Arthropoda, Insecta, Diptera, Dolichopodidae. The record is from RefSeq and is a predicted model, not a curated record. Gene Ontology annotation, biological process: proteolysis. Gene Ontology annotation, cellular component: cytoplasm.
UGUAAUAAAACUUGUAUAAGUUUUGCGGCAAGUAAGAAGUGGUUUGGUGGUUAUAAACUUAUUUUUUAAUAUGCAAAAUUAAAUUGUUAAAUAUACUAUAUUUUGAUAUCUACUGUUUAAACUUUAUUUAAUAUAUUGAAUUCGAAUAAGCUACCAAGCAAGUUUAAGGGUUUUCUUGUUAUCAGGCGGCGACUUUACGACAUUUAAACAAAAAUCAUUACCAUAAAUAAAACAUUCAAUUGAUAAAAGUUGAAAGAAAUGCUAAUAAGAAUUUUCUUAUAUGAAAAAAUAGAAAAAUAUUAAUAUGAAAGACUCGCUGAUGAUUUCUUUUUUACAUUUGAGAUUGAUUCAUUCAAGUACUAUUUUAAAACAUAAAGCAGAUAUUAAACUUAAAUUUCAAUCACGUGAAUUAUUUUGCUCUAUGUGUGUUUAUGAAUUAGGUUGGCAUUAAAUAGGUGCACACAAUGUUAUCACGAUCAUUUCAUUUUUUUAUAACUAAGAGAGUUUCUUAUCGUUUUAAUAGCACGAUGAUGGGUUCUCAAAUAAAAUUCCAACCGAAAUUAACCCAAAGUGAUCCAUAUUAUAAGCCAGUUUUAAUAAUCGGUCAACUACGUAAUUUGAAUUUAAUUCAAUUUUCUCAUGUUGAAUGUAAAUUAAGUCCUCGUGUAACUGAAGAUUGUUUUAAAUUAGCUGUAAGUAGUUUACAUCCUUCACCAGCAACAGAUACAUGUUCCUUGUAUUUGGAUUGUGCAACGAUAGCUGCUUUGCCAUUAAAAAAUUCCCGUCAUAAUACAAAUAGUCGAGCACACGCAAUAACACGUGUUGUUAAAAGUAAAACUCUUGGUAUAAAUGAAAGUAUAGUUGUAGUUUGUGAACGUCAAGAUGUUUUUGCUUCUGGAUGUGCAAUUGCUAGAGCAUUUCCAUUAUUUUCAAGAAAAACUAAUGCAAGUAGCGGAAACAGCGGAGCUGGGAACGGUAACAACAAUAGUAACAACAACACCAAUAAUAUUAUAAAUGUGAAUAAUUGUAAUAAUAGCGAAGAAACAAUAGUUGAUAGCAAUAUGGGAGAUAAUUGUAAUACGGCUGGUUCCCAAAAAAUUGAUGUUGAAUUUAUUGUAAUUGAAAAAAAUGGCGAAAUAAAAACUGAAUCUUUAUCCGAAGAUGAUAUUGAUUGUUUAGAAAGAGCGGCAUAUGGAAUACGUUUAGCUGCACGAAUUGUUGAUACACCAUGCAAUGAAAUGAAUGUAAGUCACUUUAUAGAAGAAAUAAAAAAUGUUGCGAAUGUUUUAUCAUUGACUCCGACAAUAAUACGUGACGAAGAAUUAUUACAUCGAGGUUUUGGUGGUAUAUAUGGUGUUGGCAAAGCAUCAAAUGUUCCACCAGCUUUAGUUAUAUUAUCACAUGAACCAGAAGGUGCUACAGAAACUAUUGCAUUAGUUGGCAAAGGUAUUGUAUAUGAUACAGGUGGUUUAAGUAUUAAAGGAAAAACAAACAUGCCUGGAAUGAAAAGAGACUGUGGAGGUGCUGCUGCUAUUCUUGGUGCAUUUUAUGGUGCAGUUAAAGGAGGAUUUCAACAAAAUUUGCAUGCUGUAUUUUGUUUAGCCGAAAAUUCAGUUGGACCAAAUGCAACAAGACCUGAUGAUAUUCAUACAUUAUAUUCAGGACGUACAGUUGAAAUAAAUAAUACUGAUGCUGAAGGACGUCUUGUAUUAGCAGAUGGCGUGGCAUAUGCACAAAAAGACUUAAAAGCCAAUAUCAUUCUUGAUAUGGCAACGCUAACUGGAGCACAAGCAAUAGCAACUGGAAAGUAUCAUGCUGCAAUUUUAACAAAUAAUGAAGAGUGGGAGAUUAAAGCACUCGAUGCCGGACGUAAAUCUGGAGACCUUUUAGCACCGAUAGUUUACUGCCCAGAAUUGCAUUUCUCAGAAUUUGCAUCAGCUGUAGCAGAUAUGAAAAAUUCUGUUGCUGAUCGUAGUAAUGCUCAGUCUUCAUGUGCUGGACUUUUUAUAGCUGCACAUAUAGGUUUUGAUUUUCCUGGUGUUUGGAUACAUAUUGAUAUGGCGACACCUGUUCAUUGCGGAGAACGUGCUACUGGAUAUGGUGUUGCUCUGUUACUAUCUCUAUUUGGGAAUUAUACCAAUUGCUCAAUGUUACAAUCCAUUGCUCCAAAUGAAAAUGAACCACCGGCAAAACGUUGUAAGGAUUGAUAAAAAUAAAAGUAUAGACUACUUUAAGUCGCUAAUAACUUGCUUACACCAAUAUUACAUUUAUGUUAUACAUAUAAGCCUAUAUAUUUGAAGCCAUGUACUGUAAUUAAUAUGAAUUUGUUUUUAAUAAUAACAUAUAAAUGCUGAAAAUACCAAGUUAACAAAUUAUUUAAAAAUUUCGAAUAAAAUUUUCUUUUUAUGGUUUGUGCCAAAGGAAGCUCAUAUACAUAUAUAUACCAAAAUUGAAAAAUUUUUACAAGAUAUACCAAAUAAUUAAAGAAAUUUAUGAAAUAAAUAUGGGUAAAGUGGUACAAUAACAUAAAAGUUAUUCAAUAAUAUAGACAAAAAAAUAUACAAUCAAAAAAAGAAAAUAAUUUACAAUAACAAUUGUUUAUCAGAUUUUUAUAUAAAUAUUUUUGUAAUAAAUACUGUAAAACAUCAAAAAUAUUAUAAUAUGAGAAAUUAAUAAAUGUUUGAAGAUAUUAAAUACAAUAAUACUAAAAAGAAUGUCUUAUGCAAUAAAACUGCUUUGUAAUUAUUACUUUUUAAAA